This is a messenger RNA of Pieris macdunnoughi, 1086 nucleotides long. The record is from the annotation of a GenBank genome assembly. NCBI's taxonomy places the organism in Eukaryota, Metazoa, Arthropoda, Insecta, Lepidoptera, Pieridae.
AUGUUUAAGUUCCCGGCACGUAUAAUUACAAUUUUGUCGACUUAUCAAAGAUAUCGUAAUAUAAGCAUAACUUCUCAGUUACUUAAAGGUAUUGGUAUCAUGAAGGUUGGAACACAUGACGGAGUAUUUCAUUGUGAUGAAGUUCUCGCCUGCUAUAUGCUCAAACAUCUUCCUGAAUACAGUGAUGCAGAAAUUGUUCGCACUAGAGAUUUGGAAAAACUUAAAAUGUGUGAUAUAGUAGUUGAUGUUGGAGCAGAAUUUAACCAUGAAAGAAAGAGAUAUGACCAUCAUCAACGAGAGUUUAAAGAAACAUUAAGUACAAUAAAGCCAGAUCUUGGUAAUAAGUAUAAAAUUAAAUUAAGUUCUGCUGGACUUAUUUAUGCAUUUUAUGGUGAAAAUAUUAUCCAAUCCCUUGCACCAAAAGAGUGCCCCUUACAUCCAGACAACCUUCAAAUUAUUUUUAAAAAAGUUUAUGAACAUUUUAUAGAGGAAAUGGAUGCUAUAGACAAUGGUGUACCUAUGACAGAUAAGGAGGAACCAAAGUACAAAAUAAGAACACAUUUAAGUGCUAGAGUUGGUAAGCUGAACCCUGAAUGGAAUACAAUGCAAACUGCUAAUGUAGAUGAACUUUUUGAAAAGGCAAUGAAAAUGGUCAGUGAGGAAUUCUUACAUGUAGUUAACUAUUUCAUAUCUGUCUGGCUUCCAGCUAGAGACUUUGUUAAAACUGCCUUAGAAACACGAUUUGAAGUGCAUAAGUCUGGUAAAAUUCUGGAGUUUAAAGAACGAUUUCCAUGGAAAGAGCACUUAUUUGAUUUAGAAGAAGAAAUGGGAUUGAUUGGAGAAGUUAAUUAUGUUGUUUUUAAUGAUAAGCCUAACUCUUGGAGAGUCCAAGCUAUACCUGUAGCACCAGUUAGUUUUGUAACAAGAAAACCAUUGCAUGAAAAAUGGUGGGGUGUCCGUGAUGAUUUACUUUCCGAUAUUGCUGGUAUAAAAGACUGUGUAUUCUGUCAUAGCACAGGAUUUAUUGGAGGAAAUUGUACAAGAGAAGGUGCAAUAGCCAUGGCAGAAGCAAGUUUAAAUGCUUGA